Messenger RNA from Acinonyx jubatus (cheetah), 3800 nucleotides. RefSeq names its product dual specificity phosphatase 14 (gene DUSP14). NCBI's taxonomy places the organism in Eukaryota, Metazoa, Chordata, Mammalia, Carnivora, Felidae. Gene Ontology annotation, cellular component: cytoplasm. The coding region runs from base 1109 to 1705 and encodes 198 amino acids. Gene Ontology annotation, biological process: protein dephosphorylation. Gene Ontology annotation, molecular function: MAP kinase tyrosine/serine/threonine phosphatase activity. The record is from RefSeq and is a predicted model, not a curated record. The transcript has 3 exons.
AUUUUUUUUUUUUUUUUUUUUUUUUUUUUACUACCUUGUACUUUUCAUCCAGCAGGACCUCAAGGCAUUUGGCAUGUGUUAUCUAGCUGUUCAUUGUAGUUUUAUAGGAGAGGUAGGUAGAGAGCAUUACCAUCCCGUUUUACAGAUGUUAAAACGGAGGCAAAGAACCAAAUCCAGAUUCUCUACUAAUCUUAAAGGAAUGUGGACCAAGAAACUUAACCCUGAGUUUCCUGGAAUUCCUAGUCCAUAAGGCCACACAGAAGUAUAAUGGAAUGUUGGAACAUCUUCCCUGAGAUCGUAUAGAUCAAUUAAAAAGUCAAAGAGGCGGGGACAGGCAUCAGCAGCUCCUUGUGAGAGACUCAGCUCUGUCACGAAGUUCAGUGAUACUGGACAAGUCACAGCUGCUCCCUGCGUGUUUCCUGUUGUUUAAAAUGAGGGGAACAAAGGUGCUGUAUUCUUUGCAAAGUUGUGUGAGUGUGUCUGGAAGUUCCACUCACUCCCUUGAGCUGCAUUUGGUGAUUGUUAGUUGUUGUGGACUCAUAAAGGUUCCCAUUCUUGGGCUCCCUUUAGAAAUGCAGGGAACGAGGUGCCCCCAGAAUAAAUAAGUGCCUCUUUUUCACUAGGGACACCUGAGAACUCAUGUCAGGGACAGGCUGAGGCAGGGACCCCGACCUGGGUGGGAGGAGAGGGUUGCCGGCUGGAGGUAGGAAGGCACUCUGCACAGGCGGCUUGACACAUGGGCCCUAUUCCUGCCUCCAGCUCUGACUCAUCUUCUGACGCUUGGGGGAGGAGAGGUAGUUGCUUGAUAUUUUUGGCUUUCCCCCAUAAAACAGGAGACAGUUUCCUUCAUUCCAAGUCUUUUUAACGUCAGCGUCAAACGUGUCUAUGCUGAGUUCUCAUCUGAAACCUUUCAUAUUGGUUGAAUGCAGAUCUGAUUUGUAUCCACUGUGAUCAACACUCUGAAUUAGGACUUUCCAGAUCCUGACCCAGGACUGCAGAGUAACCAGAUUCCUCACAAGAAGGACACUGAUUUUGGAUUCCUUGGUGGAGGAACACAAAACCCUCUGGUCUUGCUGCCAACGAUGCAAGUGUGAUUGCUGGCAUCUUCAUGGGCUCCAGAGGUCACAGCACGCUCCCACGGACUCUCAUGGCCCCUCGGAUGAUUUCUGAGGGAGACAUAGGAGGCAUCGCUCAAAUUACCUCCUCUCUCUUCCUGGGCAGAGGCAGUGUGGCCUCCAACCGGCACCUCCUCCAAGCUCGUGGCAUCACCUGCAUCGUUAAUGCUACCAUUGAGAUCCCCAAUUUCAACUGGCCCCAAUUUGAAUAUGUUAAAGUGCCUCUGGCUGACAUGCCCCAUGCCCCCAUUGGACUGUACUUUGACACUGUGGCCGACAAGAUCCACAGUGUGAGCAGGAAGCAUGGGGCCACGUUGGUGCACUGUGCCGCGGGGGUGAGCCGCUCGGCCACUCUCUGCAUCGCUUACCUGAUGAAAUUCCACAGUGUGUGCCUGCUGGAGGCGUACAACUGGGUGAAAGCCCGUAGGCCUGUCAUCAGGCCCAACGUAGGUUUCUGGAGGCAGUUGAUAGACUACGAGCGCCAGCUCUUUGGGAAGUCGACAGUUAAAAUGGUACAGACACCUUAUGGCAUAGUUCCAGACGUUUAUGAGAAAGAGUCCCGACACCUGAUGCCUUACUGGGGGAUAUAAUGCCACCAAAGCCUGCAUCAGCAGCCCCUUGAGCAGUACCAGCAUCUGCUACACACCGUCUGUUCCCCUCUUCACCUUUCUUUUCAAAUGGUUGACUCCUGGCUCUCCCUGAAGUGUUUUUUACACUGGGUGUUCAGGUUUAUUUUAAAGGAUGGGGGGUGGGGGGGAGGAACAUAAGGGGAAUGCAUACAUUGCUAGUAACAUUUUUAAAACUAACAUUUUGGAAUAGUGUUUAUGAAAAUCUUUAACUGGCUUUUAAUCAUUUUUAACAAUUUGAACAGUUUAAUAAACUGUUUGGUUCUGCUAUAUUCUGAAUCCCAUGCCUUUAGGCAUCAUGGCAGGUGCCAGAGGAACUCAGUGCAAAAAUCACUUUGGGUCCUGAUUAACCCUUUAGAGACAAGCUUUGCCCAAGGCUGCUGACCACACAAAUGCUUAGGGAAGAUUGAUACCAGCUUCAGUCUCUACUGGAUUAGCCCUACUCUUUCCUUUCCUAUUUAGUGACUCUGUAAGUUAAAAAACAAAAACAAAAAAAAAAAACCUUUGUUAUCUAGUUGUUAAGUAAUUAUAAUGAAAUCUGCAAACACCCUCUUGGAAUCAUUGUGCCCCAGGACUACAUUAGCAUUAUUUUUAAUAAAUAUAUCUGCAUAACCUAUUAGAAUUUUUACUAAGAACUCCAGGGUGUGUGUAUGUGUGCGUUGAUGCUGGAAGAAAGAUGCUCUCCAGUAACUGCAUUAAAAUCCGGUUCCGGUGACAACUAUGCCACUUAAAAUAGACCUCUCGGCUGAACUGUGUCAACGUUUCACAUCCUUGCAGAUGGGCAGACGUUAAUAUCAGUCACAGUGCUAAAGCUGUGGAAAACAGCACAGAGUGUCCACUCUGAUAAAAGAUACAGUUUUCGGAUGUCUUUGGCAACUGGAGUGCACCAAAGCAGUGAGUCCUCCAUCAAAGAAAUUGUUUUUUAACAAAAGCUAUGCCUUUGCUCCACACAAAAUGUCCUAAACCAAACCUCCAUAGAAGUGACCAUCAAACAACAAGGACUUCUUUUGUUGAAACUUGGAACCAUGUCAUCCGGUUCACUGCUCCUAAUAAAUAUGACCGCAUAACUCAUCAGGGACUUGGGAGGAGUGUAAUUAGUUCUUCCCUAUUCCACACUCCUCACAAACUAUUGGGAACCAUCAGAUUGCCCCUGCUCAGUCACAGUGCUGCUUUAUCUUUCUUCAUUUGCCACGUAGGUUGUAGCUUGCUUCUCUGUGGAAUAAUUUUCUAGGCUUUUGGCCCGUCUUGACAAGCCAUAAAUAUGCCGGUGGUUACAUAUUUAUAUAAAUUAUAUUUUCUAGAUUUUUAUCUGGUCCGUGGCAGUGGUUUCAUCCAAAUUCUACCUUGUUUCUUCCCAGUCAUUCACUUUUAUAAACAUGUACUACAGUCUAAAUAGGAAAAUUAAAAUGAGGUUAAUAGUUUGUGUGGGAAAUCAGAGGAACCCAUAAAUGAAUGCUGCAUCAAUUAGCACAUGAUCGAAAAGCAGUCAAAAGAACAACAAAGCAAUUCGUGGCUGUGGAGGCUAUGGCUUCUCUAGUAUGAAGGCAAACUGUAAGUCCUGUAGUCUUUGGAUAAAAGUCCAAAAAUAACCACUGUACUACAGUAAGACAACACUGGGUGACAGAUGUUCUUGGUAGGAAAAUUUCCGGCAGAAAUCCCGGCCAACACCACUACUGGGAUGUAACUAAGCAUUCUUAGUACUUAAGAAGCCUAACACCUUUCUAAUCUAAAUGUCAGAGUUUAUUAGCUGGUCACAAAAGGAAGGUGUGUGACCUAGAAGGUGUUUGUUAGGGGAAUUUCUGUGGUGAUCCCCAGUGCAGGGCAAGCAUUUCAAGUUUCUAUAAUGUAGAGGCCCUAUAAUCUUACCAAAGCUUAGGAUCACACAAGUCAUCAAAAGGCAAGUAGAAGGCAUCUUUAAACAAGACAUAGGUACAUGCAUACAAAAUAUUCAAGUAAUUUAGAAUAUGCAACCUAUUUAGAGUGUUAACUAGUAGUCACAGGACAAAUAAGGCACGGAUAAUAACAUACCCUGUGCCGCCUCUACAUUGAGCACGUCCAG